This is a messenger RNA of Euleptes europaea (tarantolino), 2199 nucleotides long. Its product is annotated as vomeronasal type-2 receptor 26-like. The record is from RefSeq and is a predicted model, not a curated record. Gene Ontology annotation, cellular component: membrane. Lineage: Eukaryota; Metazoa; Chordata; Lepidosauria; Squamata; Sphaerodactylidae. Gene Ontology annotation, molecular function: G protein-coupled receptor activity. Bases 1 to 2199 code for a protein of 732 amino acids. The transcript is spliced from 4 exons. Gene Ontology annotation, biological process: G protein-coupled receptor signaling pathway.
AUGACACAAAUCUACCAGCACGUCCUCGCCAUGAUAUUUGCGGUAAAGGAAAUCAAUGAUAAUCACGAGAUGUUACCCAACAUCACCUUGGGCUUCAACAUUUAUAAUAACUAUUUCAGUCCAAUACAGACCAUUCAUGCCUCAAUGGAACUUCUUUCCACACGGCACAGAUUCAUCCCUAACUAUAAAUGUGAAGUUCAGAGCAAUCCAUUGGCCGUUAUUGGAGGACCAAACUCAAAUAUUUAUCUCCAUAUGGCAACCAUACUGUGCCCUUACAAGAUUCCACAAAUCAUUUAUGGCUCUACUCCAGAAGAGAAUAACAAAACACAAGAUGUUUUCUUUCACUGGAUGUUCCCCAAUGGGGCUCAUCAGUACUAUGGCAUUCUCCAGUUAUUACUGCAUUUCAGGUGGAUGUGGGUUGGAGUGAUCUAUUUAGAUGUGGACAUUGAAAAGACAUUUCUACACAAUGUGCUUCCCAUGUUUUCCCGGAAUGGUAUCUGCUUUGACUUCAUACAAGUAUUAUCAGAAAUAACGUUUUCUAUUGAUGUUGCAAAAUACAUGGAAGAAGAAACCAAGCUAUGCCAGACUAUCAUGAGAAGCACUGUCACUGUUGUGGUUUUGCAUGGUGAAUUUCAGACCACAAUGAGGUUGAGAAGUUUGCUCCGCUAUGCAGAAUUUGAGGAAUUACCAAUAAAGACCAAAGGUAUAGUCUGGAUCAUGACUGCCCAGAUGGACUUCACAUCAGAUGCCUUCCAAAGACAUUGGGAUAUAGACUUCAUCCAGGGGGCUCUGUCCUUGGCAGUUCACUCAAAGGACAUGUUAGGAUUCCAGAAGUUUCUUCGUCUCAAACACCCUACCUCUGAAAACAAAGAUGGUUUUAUUAGGGACUUCUGGGAACGUGCAUUUAACUGUUUCUUUCCUGACACAAAGGCUAGGGAAAUCUGCACUGUGUUAGAAAGGAAUUUUGGGGAAAUGUGCACUGGAGAGGAGAAGCUGGAGACCCUUCCUGGCUCUGUCUUUGAGAUGCACAUGACUGCCCACAGCUACAGCAUCUACAAUGCAGUAUAUGCUGUGGCACAUGCUGUGCAUGCCAUGCAUUCAUCUAAAUCAAAGCACGUAUCUAUAAAUGAUGGAUGGGAAAGGACGCCUCUGAAUGGGCAGGUGUGGCAGGUGCAGCCCCUUUCUGAGUGUAAUGAGCGGUGCCAUUCUGGUUAUAGUAAAAGAAAGAAAGAGGGGAAGCCAUUCUGCUGCUAUGAUUGCUUUCCUUGUCCAGAAGGGAAGAUUUCAAAUGAAAAUGAUCUGGGUGACUGUUUUCAGUGUCCGGAAGAUCAUUACCCAAAUGACAAGCAGGACCUGUGUAUUCCAAAAGUUAUAACCUUUUUGUCUUAUGAAGAACCCUUGGGGACCAGUUUGGCCCUUAUUUCUUUUUCCUUUUCUGUCAUCACAGUUUUGGUGCUAGGGAUAUUCCUGAAAUACCACGACACACCCAUCAUCAAAGCCAAUAACCGGACUCUCUCUUAUACUCUUCUCAUCUCCCUUCUCUUCUGCUUCCUUUGUGCUCUACUGUUCAUUGGCCGACCUGAGAAAGUGACAUGUCUCCUGCGACAAAUCACCUUUGGCAUUGUCUUCUCAGUGGCUGUUUCUUGUAUGCUGGCCAAAACCCUCACUGUAGUUUUGGCAUUUGUGGCUACCAAGCCAGGAUCCAGCAUAAGGAAAUGGAUGGGGAAAAAACUGACCACCUCCAUGGUUCUUUUCUGCUCCCUUAUUCAGGCCACUCUUUGCGGCGGGUGGUUGGCCACAUUUCCCCCAUUCCCUGAUCUUGACAUGCAUUCAGUAAGGGGAGAAAUCCUAGUGCAAUGCAAUGAAGGGUCAGUCACCAUGUUUUAUUGUGUCCUGGGCUACAUGGGCUUGCUGGCCAUGGUCAGUUUUGUUGUGGCUUUCUUUGCCAGGAAGUUACCAGACACUUUCCAGGAAGCCAAGGCUAUUACCUUUAGCAUGUUGUUGUUUUGCACCGUUUGGUUGUCCUUUCUUCCCACCUACUUGAGCACAAAGGGGAAGUAUAUGGUUGUUGUGGAGAUCUUCUCCAUCUUGGCAUCUAGCACUGGAGUCCUGAGCUGGAUUUUUUCCCCCAAAUGCUACAUCACUCUGAUGAGACCAGAUCUGAACAAAAAGGAACAAAUGAUAAAGAGAUGGAAAUGA